Molecule: messenger RNA, 4284 nt
Organism: Lineus longissimus
Lineage: Eukaryota; Metazoa; Nemertea; Pilidiophora; Heteronemertea; Lineidae
Product: annexin-B12-like
Exons: 10
Coding region: 1498-2880 (460 amino acids)
Cellular component (GO): cytoplasm
Molecular function (GO): calcium-dependent phospholipid binding; calcium ion binding
Source: RefSeq, a predicted model, not a curated record
GGAGGAGGGAUGCCAAUGCCAGGAGGCAGCCCUUACCCUGCCUCAGACCCUUAUGGAGCCCCACCACCUCAGCAACAUAUGGGAUUUGGACCUCCCGGAGUAAGUGAUUUUAAGAUAUAUGCAUCAUUUUACUUUGUACGUAACCCUUGAAGAAAAUAUGCCACGGGAUAAUAAAAUCACAAUUAGAUCUGGUUUGUUGACAGCAGAAGAGCAUUUGUUCCUCUGUUUCUGCUAAUGUGCUCUGCCUGCACCUAAAUCUUGUCUGAUCAACGUCCAAUUCCUCUGUCAAACAUGUCACUUUAUAAGUACCAGAACCUCAGACCUCUUAUCCUGAAUGACAAGUGGUGAAAUAAUGCUUUAAUGUUGCAUGUAUAGUCUUCAGAAUUGAAUUUUACCAGUGAAACCUUCAAAGUUGUUCUUCAGGAGUUAGAUAUUUCUUUCCAAUGUUUUUCUGUGUCUUUUUUAAAUGUUGUUUCAUAGAGCUGAUGUGACACGAAAAUACUGUAGUUUGAAGGAUUUUUACAGUUUGAUCAUGUCAUACAAAACCAUAAUUCGCUCAGUGUGUAUCACAAUCCAUACCUCUCCCUUGCAAACAAUACAGUCCUAUUGAAAACAUGACAGCCUGCAUAUAUUUGUCAUCUCAAUUCUCAUCUUAUAUUGUUUCAACAGAACCCAUACUCUUCCUCAGUUAAUUUCCUCAGACUGUGCACAGACUAUACACACCAUCCAUGCAUGGUCCCCCAUGGUCACUUAUGAAUGUUGUGGCUCACUGGUCUUCAUUUGAUUGCUGGCUAUUUAUGCACUAACCAAAUGAGUUGACAAUCCCAUGACUUAUUACUUUUGGACCACUUAGAUGUACUAGCUAAUUCCAUUAAUGAACCUCAUGAAUAUGUAUACAAUGCUCUUGUACAUCAAUUGACAUUGGGCCCAAAUUAGAUCACCCAUAAUUUUGUUAAUUUUGUUAACUGUUUAUAAAUUUGAUUUUGGUGAUUUUGUUUACUCUUUGUUUAUUUUGUGUUGGUAUACUGUAAUUGCACCAAUCCUAGACUCCUGCUCUUUCACCACAGCCUUGGAUUCCUGCUAGUUGUUCUGGUCUCUUGAAGUAGUUACUGCCUACCAAGAUAACCCUACUUUUUUCCUGCCUAACUUAGCAUAGAAUACAGUCUCAUGUCGGCCUCGUAAUCCUAUCUUCUGUCACUGACAUCGCCUCUAACAGCUGUUUAUCAAGCCUUGAUAAUAACUGGACAUUCGCCUUGUUCUGUCUUAGAAUAACAAACCAAUGUUGCUUUUAUAGCUGAGUGACUCUAAAGUGCAGGUCUUUUAACAAAUAAACUAGUCGGGAACUAGUCGUUCAGUCUCAGUUUCAGAAUAAUCAUUUGGAUGGAAAUAAUUGGUAGAAACUACCUGGGCCGAUUUCAUGCACCCAGCCCAAUUGAACUUUCACAAGAAGUUUUAGUGUGGUAAACAGCUGGGGUUUCUUCUCCAUUAUUCUUGGCAAUGUUUUUGUUACAGGGUGUAGCAGUUGCUGCUACUGCUGUCUCUGCUUUCCACGGCAUGCCUACUCCCGAGUCAGCUAGCUAUUCUCCCAGUCCAUAUGGCGCUCAGCCCCCGGCGCCAGCUCCAGGCUACCCUGCAGCAGCACCACCACCAGGGCCAGGGAUGCCCACGCCCAGUUAUGGGGGACCACCAGCCCCUGGAGGCUACGCCCCUCCUCCCUCCCACUCCCCACAGCCACCAUACGGUAGCUCGCCAGUACCACCACCAGUUCAAACUCCAGCCUACCAUACACCUGUACCUCAGACCCAACGGGGCCCAUCACCACAACCCCCAACAAGUCAGAUGAGUGGGAUGUCAUUAUCAGGAGGGACGUCAACAGCAGCAACAUCAAAGGCAGCUCCUCCCAAGAAAUUGACUCAAGGGACUGUUACCCCAGCAAAAGGUUACAGUAACGCUGAUGUUGAGGCUGAUGCCAAGAUCCUCAGAAAAGCCAUGAAGGGACUUGGAACAGACGAGAAAGCAAUCAUUGACGUCCUGGCACAUCGUACAAGUGCUGAGAGGCAGAAGAUAGGGCAGAUGUUCAAGACGCUCUAUGGGAAAGAUUUAGUAAAGGAUUUGAAGAGUGAAUUGGGCGGCCAUUUUGAGGAUGUAGUUGUGGCGCUGAUGAUGCCACCAGAUGAGUAUGACGCCUACGAGUGUCGCCGAGCUAUGAAGGGAGCUGGUACUGAUGAAAAUGCCCUGAUCGAGAUAUUGUGUACUCGCUCUAAUGCCGAGGUUCGUGCUUUAAAACAAGCUUUUAGAGCUGUGAUUGGUAGAGAUUUAGAAAAAGACCUCAUAUCUGAGACGUCAGGCCACUUCAAGCGCCUAAUGGUGUCUAUGUCAAAUGGGGCGAGAUCUGAAGAGCCUACUGUGAACCAGGCAAAAGCAGCCCAAGAUGCAAAAGCUUUAUAUGAAGCCGGCGAGAAGAAAUGGGGGACAGACGAAUCCAAGUUCAACGCCGUGCUUGCCUCGCAGAGUUUCCAACAGUUACGUGCAGUGUUUGAUGAGUAUGAAAAGAUCUCGAGAAAGACCAUUGAGCAGGCAAUAAAAAGUGAGAUGUCCGGUGAUUUGGAAAGGGGCAUGUUGACAAUAGUGAAGUGUGUGAGAAACCUUCCCUUGUACUUUGCUGAGGCUCUUUACAAUGCAACCAAGGGGUUGGGGACCGAUGAUAAGACCCUGAUCCGUGUGAUUGUGACAAGAUGUGAGGUGGACAUGGUGCAGAUCAAACAGGAAUUCCAGAAGCAAUACCACAAGUCAUUGGAAUCCUUCAUCAAAGGUGAUUGUUCUGGCCAUUACAAGCGAGUCCUGAUUGCCCUUGUCGGAGGAAACCCAUGGGUGAAGUAAGCAGCUUAUACUGGCAAACAUCGUGACAACUGAACAGCUUACACUAGGAUCAGGAUGAGAAAUGACUAGAAUGACUGCAACUGAAAAUGUAAAAUGACUUGAUGAGCGUACCUGCAUACCUCCAGUGAGAAUACUUUAGGUGGCAGACUUGCAUUCACCCUAGUUGGGUUUGGCUGCAAAGAAGUUAUUUUCUUGCUCGGUUUUGGAAUGUUAUGGUGCUUUACUAUGAUACUUUAGUUCUGUAGUCAAGAGGUCCUUGGCCAGUGCCUUACACUGUUUGCCUUCAUUACUCUUCUCUAUUUGGGAGAGAUUUGUUUGCUGAACCUCUUUUCUAGAGGGUUAAAGUAUAAGUCGGAUAUGUUUAAUAUAUAAUUGUUUGUUGCACUGCACAUUUCUAUAAGAUACAUGUACAAACCAGGAUUCGAAAUUGACUGGAUAGUCUGUGUUUUAUAAAUGAAUACAUGGAUGUACCUGAUGUAUUCAUAUUUAAAUUCUAAAAUUUUUGCUUUGAAAUCAUGAUAAUUGAGUCUCAUAAAACGGGUCAUUGUUGUAAUUUGCUUCUCAAUACAUGUACUUUAAACCCAGAAAUGUUACGAGUUUAGAAUACAUGUACAUGGACAUCUUAUUUCUUCAGUCAUUCAUGGCAUUACAUUUAUUGUGGUCCAACAUACAAAGUUGCCCAGAGUUUUUCAGUUGUGCAUAAUAUCGUUGAUAAUAUGCUUACAGGCUCUCUAAAUAGUUGCUUUUCAUCAAAGUAAUUCAUAUUCAUAUUUAUAUAAAUAUAUUUCUAAUGUUAUAAAGAGCUAUAUUUACUAAGUGGCAGAAGCAUCUUUGUCAUUAGAAUAGGGCUUCCCUCUUCAUCACACAAGCCAUUGGUUUUAGUUCUGUAGGACUAAAUGUUAGUGAGUUCUAUCAUUUUAAAAAAUUGCUCUGUACUUACUCUCCAUAUUGAUUUUAUGUAUAACCUCUUCACAAAGGGCCUGUCCAUAAAGUAUGUACGCACUUCAUCAUCAAUUUUUGGACUGCCCUGUUCACAUCAUAUCUUAUACCCUCUAGCCGUAUCCAUGGCCAUGUAGGCUCACACAUCAGUAGAGUAUAAGGGUAGGUGUAAUAACCAGGCGUCAUUUUUUAAUUUGCUGAAACACUAAUCCUCAUAUGCCAUGUCCUUAUUAUUCUAAGUGUAGACAGAACCACGUUGCAUACCUAGAGUCGUUGGAUAGGGCAGAUAGAGAUGUGGAAAAUUAGUGGAUGUGCUUAAUCUGUGUGAAUACACCGAGUAUUCAUUCUAACAAUAUUGUAUGUGAUGUCAAAGACAUUAAUGUAUAAAACUCUUUAUUCUAAUGUUAUGUUAUUCCUGAAAGCUUAUGUGUAAUAAAAUGAUGCUUCUGGAUAAUAUUUCAUAAA